Pseudomassariella vexata is the source of this 1368-nucleotide messenger RNA. Its product is annotated as Cys/Met metabolism PLP-dependent enzyme-domain-containing protein. Gene Ontology annotation, molecular function: pyridoxal phosphate binding. Bases 1 to 1368 code for a protein of 455 amino acids. NCBI's taxonomy places the organism in Eukaryota, Fungi, Ascomycota, Sordariomycetes, Amphisphaeriales, Pseudomassariaceae. Gene Ontology annotation, biological process: 'de novo' L-methionine biosynthetic process; transsulfuration. The transcript has 2 exons. Gene Ontology annotation, cellular component: cytoplasm. The record is from RefSeq and is a predicted model, not a curated record.
AUGGCCACACCACCGGACAAUGGCCGUUCCUCUGGGAAUGAAGAUGCUACCAAGCCCAUCAACAAGGCAUUCUCCAAGGUAGACCUCGACGGCCACGAUCUGCCUCCGUCACCUGCACCCUCGAGCCCGGCCAAUGGCCGACGCCGCUAUGCUCUUGCCACUGAACUGGUCUACACGGAAUCAAAAGACCAAUAUGGCGCAUCCAGCAUUCCGAUAUACCAGUCGGCUACUUUCAAACAGACGUCGGCGAGCGGCGGAAACGAGUAUGAUUAUACUCGAUCAGGAAAUCCCACCCGUACCCAUCUGGAGCGACACAUGGCCAAGAUCAUGAACGCCACACGGGCUUUGGCAGUGGGCUCCGGCAUGGGUGCGCUGGAUGUAAUAACACGGCUUCUCCGACCGGGAGAUGAGGUCGUAACGGGCGAUGAUCUCUACGGUGGCACCAACCGUUUGCUCGCAUAUUUAUCGUCCAACCAAGGCAUCGUUGUUCAUCAUGUCGACACAACCCACGUUGAGCGCGUGGGAGAGGUCAUUUCCGACAAAACGGCUAUGGUGCUCCUGGAAACUCCGACCAACCCUCUGAUCAAAAUCGUGGAUAUCACUUCCAUUGCCAAGAUCGUCCAUGAUGCAAAUCCCAAGGCGCUUGUCAUCGUGGAUAAUACUAUGUUAUCUCCUAUGCUUUGCAACCCCUUAGAGCUUGGUGCUGACGUUGUUUAUGAGUCUGGCACGAAGUACCUGUCUGGUCAUCACGAUAUCAUGGCCGGAAUCAUUGCGUGCAAUGACCCAGCCAUCGGCGACAAAAUGUAUUUCACCAUCAACGCAAGCGGAUGCGGACUAUCUCCGAACGAUUCAUUCUUGUUGAUGCGCGGCGUCAAAACAUUGGCCAUCCGCAUGGAGAAGCAGCAGGCGAAUGCCCAGGCCAUCGCAGAAUUCCUUGAGUCCCAUGGAUUUCGAGUGCGCUACCCAGGCUUGAAGUCGCAUCCCCAAUACGACCUCCACUGGGCCCUGGCACGAGGUGCUGGCGCUGUUCUUUCAUUUGAGACAGGCGACGUGACCCUAUCGGAAAGGAUCGUUGAAGCCGCAAGAUUAUUCGGCAUCAGCGUAAGCUUCGGAUGUGUCAACAGUUUGAUCAGCAUGCCUUGCCGGAUGAGUCAUGCCAGCAUUGAUGCGAAGACGAGGAAAGAACGCCAGAUGCCUGAGGAUAUUAUCAGACUCUGCGUUGGAAUUGAGGAUGUGAAUGAUCUCAUUGAUGACCUGUCCCGCUCGCUCGUACAAGCCGGUGCCGUCACCAUCACACUUGACGGAUUCCAUGCUGCUGGCUCGGCUCAAAGGCUAGGCGAAGCUCCAGCGGCUGACAGCUCUUCAUAG